Messenger RNA from Limulus polyphemus (Atlantic horseshoe crab), 1186 nucleotides. RefSeq names its product EF-hand calcium-binding domain-containing protein 7-like. NCBI's taxonomy places the organism in Eukaryota, Metazoa, Arthropoda, Merostomata, Xiphosura, Limulidae. The coding region runs from base 188 to 1171 and encodes 327 amino acids. The record is from RefSeq and is a predicted model, not a curated record. The transcript is spliced from 8 exons.
ACGCCUUAAUCACAAGGCCAUGCCAGACCCUAGUUACAUUAGUAGAUUGUAUGUUACCAAAUAUAUCUUUUACAAGUGUUUCUCUAGUAGACAGUAACCGCCCAUUUCACAAUCAAUUCAACCACUAAAACUUGCUGCUUUAAGAACUAAGAGCACAUUUUGCAAGCUGGAACCAUUCUAAAAUAUUAUGGAAGAUUAUCAGAUAAAAUACAGGUCUGUUCAAGGUGCUUAUUUGUGGGUCAAAAGUAGUAUAGCUGCAGAGCUAGAAAGUAAAGAAGAACUCUUAAAAGCUCUUUGUCUUGUGGGAAGAAACCCUUCAAAAGAAAGAGUGGCAAAGUACUGGCUCCCAGAAACUGACACUAUUUCUUUUGAAGAAUUUACAAGAAUUGUGGAUCAAGAGCCAAUUUUGAAAGUUGGUGAUCUUAUAGAGGCUUUCACUUUCUUAGGAGGAGAUGGAUAUGGAAGUAUAAGCUAUGAAAAUUUAACUGAUCUUCUGACGACAAAAAGAAACAAAAUGACUUACCAAGAAGUUGAAACAAUAUUAAAUGAAGUUACCCAGUCUAAGGAUGGGAAGGUAGACUAUCUUCGUUUGUGUGCCACUAUUAUUUCUGUUGCAAAUCAUUGCCACUAUAUAGCUGAGAGUAAAAUUUCCUCCAUUGAAGCUCAGAAAAGAGUAAACUCAAGGACUUUUACACGCAGGCCAGGAUCAAGUCAUUCUGGAAGUACUCUAGAUAAAAUUGAUUCACCAGAUAGUCAAUGUCUUCCACCAUACAAGAGUGAUUCCGACGACAGGUUAGAGUUUCUGUCACCCCAAGGGGGUUAUCGGGAUAAUUUGUGUCUUCCAUCAAACCAGAAUGACUAUCAGGAUAUUCCAGUGUCUUUACUAAAUCACCAGGAUUGCAAUAAGGUGAUAUCCCGAGGAUUUUUCUUUGUAGAAGAUGAUGGAAGAAUAUCUAGUCAUCACUACACUUUAGACUUAAAAGAAAAUUGUACAGUGUGUAUUAGCACUAAAGCUGUAGAAGUGGAAAGAUUUGGUCAAGUAGAUGUUGAGGUACUGCUGUUUAGUGAAGGAGAAAGUGGAAUUCGAUCUCUUAUUUCCUCCACCCAAUUGAAAGACAGACAGGUACAGUCAUACUUCUCCUAUUUAUUACAGAAUAACUGCAAUAAAUGAAUAAAGUAAAAAUAC